AUGACUGAGUCUUUCGUGAAGGAAUCUUCUGAGCAAUCCAAGACUGUCAAUGGGAGAGAUCUGAUUUUUGAAGGUGAUGAAGCUGAAGAACGAGGCGACCAUGUUGUCGGUGCUGAUUUUGCAUGUGAGGGAAUUGAUGUGUUGUGGCUAGCUAGCUCGCAAGUAGAAACAUCUUCAUCGUGCAAAAAGAGGUACGGCUAUUUUGUUAAUCCGAUCUUUGAGAGAAUGACACCUGUUGUGUGA
This is a messenger RNA of Strongylus vulgaris, 243 nucleotides long. NCBI's taxonomy places the organism in Eukaryota, Metazoa, Nematoda, Chromadorea, Rhabditida, Strongylidae. The record is from the annotation of a GenBank genome assembly.